CAAUCAGAGGGCGCGUCGAGCCAGAGGAGGAAAAAAAGAAAAAAAAAAGAAAGGCGUUUCAUUUUGGGAUGCUGCGAGCGUGCGCGCGCGCUACACCGACCCCCUGCGCGAGGAGGAAUUGAUCCAAAAAAAAGGGGAAGAAAGAAAGAAAGAAAGGGAAAUGGUCGCGUGAGCAAUCAAACCCCCUUGAUCGAGUGAAGUACCGAUGGAUGCGAUCCCGCAUCUACCAAACGGAAACGCAGAGAUCUACUAACGCGCUCCGGAUCCUAAAGCACAAUGUAACAUUUACCGGGGGGUAAAAAUCAGAAUCAGGGAUGGGUACCGGGACCACGCCUGCCCGAGAUCUGCGCAUAAACAGGUAUGUUACCUGUAGACCUCCUGGGUUUAAGGAUCACCAGUGCAUGCAGUGGAAGGAUCCUGCGAUGGCAUGAUCACCUGGAGGAUCCACGGAUGACAUACAGCACGGCCGCAUCUCUCCUCAUUCAGACUAUAAACCAAACCGGUUUCUAAACUGGAUUUCAUCUAGUUUGGGAUCAGGGGGGGAUUAUUUUUAUUGCAUUGGAUCUCCAGACAAAGAGUGUCAACCUCCAAGAAUAGAUUGGAUGUAAGGACGAGGAGGAAACACCGUUAUGGCCUCUCUUCGCUUGCAAGGACUGGAGCAGCUCCCUGAGAACGGCAGUGUUUCACGGAUUUCGGAACCCCAGGUCCCCCCGAAGCUUCUGUCUCAGGUGGACACCGCCGUGCUGCCCUUCCUUGGAGGCUUCGGUCGCUUCCAGAAGCGGCUGGUGGCUCUGACCUGGCUGCCAGCGUUGCUCAUCGCAUUCGGCCAGUUCUCGGAUUCGUUCCUCCUCGCGCAGCCCGAGAGCGUGUGCGAUCAGACAGGGAACGCGAGCAGCGGCGCGGGCGCGAGCGUGAGCGCGAGCUCCUGGCCGCCGGGUCUGCUCGUGAACGCGACACGCGCCGAGAGCGCCAGCGCGCGGUGCAAAUGCGCCGAACCGAGAUUCGAGCUCCAGCUAGGACUGCAGCAGAAUGUGGUCACCAAGUGGCAGCUGGUGUGUGAUGAUGAAUGGAAAGUCCACAUUGCCAAGUUCUCAUUGUUGGUGGGCUCCAUAUUUGGUUACCUGUUGAUGGGGGCUAUGGCGGACUGGAUAGGUCGUAUUCCGGUGCUGCUUGUGUCGGUGUUGUCUGUGCUCGUGUUUGGCUUGUGUGUGGCCUUCUCUGUGGACAUGGCCAUGUUUAGUACUCUACGCUUCUUUCAGGGCUUUUGCCUUGCUUCGAUCAGAGUCUCCCUCUAUGUGCUGAGGAUUGAGCUGUGUUUGCCUGGUUGGCGCUUCUCCAUGACGAUGGUUGCCAGUCUGGUGGUUGUGGGCGGACAGCUGCUGAUGCCGGGUUUGGCAGCCCUGUGCCGCGACUGGCAGAUUCUUCAGGUCCUUAUCAUCGUCCCGUUUAUCCUAAUGCUUCCUUACAUUUGGGUUUUUCCCGAGUCGCUGCGCUGGUUGUUGGCCACGCAGCAUUAUCACAGAGCGAAAAGGCAAAUGUACUCCAUCGCUCGAAGUAACAAAGUGGACACUGCAACUGACCCUAAUGGGAUUCUCUCAGAGCUGGAGCGUGAGCUGCAGCAGAAGCCCAGGACCUCCUGCAUCACACAGCUGAGAAGCACACGAAACCUGUGGAAGAGCACGGUAGUGCUCUGUGUCAACUCGUUGACUGGUUAUGGGAUCCACCACUGUUUUGCACGCAGUGUUUUGGAGGGCAGCACCUCUCACCUGCACUAUUACGCUCUGGCAGGCAUCGCCAUGGCCUCGUGUUUGGUGCUUUGUCCGGUGGUGACCGCGUUCGGCAGACGAGGCGGCCUCCUCACCUUUAUGAUCAUCACAGCGCUGGCUUCCUUACUGCAGCUCGGCCUACUCAGCUUAAUCGGAAAGUACAGUCUUCGGCACAAUGUAGUUCUCAGGGACACGCUAAACCAGCGGUUCUCGGUGGCGUUUUCCAUCAUCGGGAUGUUCUCUUCUCACGCCGUCAGCACCCUGAGCAUUUUCUACUGCACGGAGAUCACGCCUACAGUCAUCAGGGGUGGAGGUGUAGGUCUGGUCCUGGCUAGCGCAGGGUUCGGCAUGCUAACAGCUCCCCUGAUGGAACUCCACAACCAAAAAGGCUUCUUCCUUCACCACGUCAUCCUCACCUGCUGCACCCUCCUAUGCAUCAUUUGCAUUCCCUUGCUUCCCGAGACCACCGGCCAACCCCUGCCUGAAUCUCUGGCGGAAGGGGAGGGGCUUUUACGCAGGCCCCUCCUCCCCGGAGAGCAGCACCACCUUCUGGCCAGGCAAGAGGUCCGGGAGUACUCUCGCGUCCAGGACACGCCUCUUCGUCAGAUCGCCAAUCCCGGUAACAGCACCGCAGCUAGCGGCAGCACAGCGAACGGAGUGAGGACUUGACCGCGCUCUUAUGCGCGGCAGAAACCCGAAUCCCAGCCCAGGCCAUAUGAAGAACAGAGCGAUGAUCUGAUUUCGGCCCACGAGCACAGAGACGCAUCAUGAGGUUGCAGCCACUACAAUUUCCAAGUGCAUUUCAACCAGUGAAUGAUGUCCAAACUAACGAAUACUCAUAACGUGUCAAACCUCUUCAUCCUGAAGAUACGGGAGGGGGGGAAGGAUGUGGUAGAGUGGUGUGAAAAACAAAUGAGGGGAAAUCUAUUUUUCAAACGACCACUAAUGAAUUUCAGGCUGAUGUCGGCAAAAAAAACGGUCCAAUCGCCUCACAGUUUUUAGCUUUUCUAUAGUUUUGUACUACAUCCAAAAAAAGAAAAAGAAAGAAACAAUCAUCUUAAUUUGUAAUGCACGUGUGUAGUCUCAUGCAUGUGUGUAUGUGUGUGUGGGAAAAAGUAUGCGAAACGUGACCUGAUUAUGGAUUAUGAUGGCUGGGGGGAAAAUAUACAGCCUGAAUCUAUAACUAGUUGAAAACAUCCUGGUGAUAAGAUCCAUAAGACACCAUUAGUGUCAACUCCAUCCAAUCUUAGUAUCCGGGUGUUUUAGUGGGCAGGUUUAUAACACGUGCAAGUGUGUGUGUGUGUGUGUGUGUGUGUGUGGAUAUCUUACAGUUUUACACCAGAACAGUCGCCAUUUUCUUUCAGGAAUAUAAAAAAACAAGCAGGGCAGAGCACAAAGUAAAGGCUGCUCAGUAUUUCCUGUAGAUAUUUUUGGCCAGUAAAUUAUUUGUGCCUCACCUUUUUUUAAUUUUUUCCUUUCUUUUUUUCUCGUCCCUGAAUUUGAAAUGGUUUCUCUGAGAUGGAGUUUGUUGAUGGCACAAAAUAUGCAAAAAUAAAUAAAUAAAUAAAUGUUUUGUGAUCAA
Silurus meridionalis is the source of this 3348-nucleotide messenger RNA. It is a transcript of the gene slc22a23b, whose product is annotated as solute carrier family 22 member 23. Gene Ontology annotation, molecular function: transmembrane transporter activity. Gene Ontology annotation, cellular component: membrane. Gene Ontology annotation, biological process: transmembrane transport. NCBI's taxonomy places the organism in Eukaryota, Metazoa, Chordata, Actinopteri, Siluriformes, Siluridae. The coding region runs from base 630 to 2435 and encodes 601 amino acids. The transcript is spliced from 10 exons. The record is from RefSeq and is a predicted model, not a curated record.